Molecule: messenger RNA, 1659 nt
Organism: Drosophila elegans
Lineage: Eukaryota; Metazoa; Arthropoda; Insecta; Diptera; Drosophilidae
Product: G protein pathway suppressor 2
Exons: 5
Coding region: 265-1500 (411 amino acids)
Biological process (GO): regulation of transcription by RNA polymerase II
Cellular component (GO): transcription regulator complex
Molecular function (GO): transcription coregulator activity
Source: RefSeq, a predicted model, not a curated record
CAACACUGGUCGACACAUCCCAGUCACACAACAAAUUGUUUACCACAAAAAAACCGUGCUGAAGUCGACAAAAAACAGAGUACAGCACGCCGCCGAGCAUUUCCAGACAUCCCCCAGACGCCCGCCAAGAGUUUCCCGCAGCGGUGUCCACCCAAUCUCCCCCCCUCUGUGAGAGCCAGAUCAUUCCAUUUGGGGAGCCCCUCGGUCGUCCGGUUGUCCACAAACGCUUAUAAAAUUGGCAAGAUAACUAAGCAUAGCACAAAGAUGCCGCCAGCAUCAGCGGUGAACAACAGCAACGCGGCCGCCCAGGCGGCAAAGGCCGAACGGGCGGAGAAGCUGCGAGGAGCCCUGAAAGGCUUCAUCGUCUCGGACCGCCAGCGACGCCAGGAGGAGUUCGAGGCGCAGUGCGAGGAGCAGAGGCUGCGCCAGGAGCGGGAGGAGGUGGAGCGCCAGAACCAGGAGGCGCUGGAGGACACACGUGGCCAGAUCACCCGCCUGGACGAGCAGCUGGCCGAUCUGCACAGCCAGAAGCAUCAGCUCACCGUCCAGCUGAAGAAGGUCCUCAACGAGGAUGAGACCCGCAAGAAGCUGGCCAAGGAGAACGAGCUGUUCGCCAUCCAGCAGGCGGCGGCCAGUGGCCCGGUCUUUCUGCCGCCCCUGCGCCUCCAGCACCAGCACCACCCAUUGAUGCAGAAGCCCACCGCCGGGGGACAGCCAGGCAAACGGGGCAGGAGUCCGUCGCCGCCGAGCCAGCAGCAGCAGGCUUACUACAAGAGCGCGGCCAGCUACGCCCAGCAGAAACACGAUGACUACCGUCGUGCCGCGGACUAUGCUAGAUUAUCAUGGAACAAGACCACGGCACAGUAUCCGGGCACGAACACGGUAUUCUAUCAGACGGCCCCCGCUCCGCCGACGACGUCCAUCUACAACUACAACCUUCCCUUGCGUCAGGCAUACCACGUGGAGCUGCCCAGCGCCACGGUCAGCAAGCCACCGGACUCACAGUCGCCCAAGGCGCCGUCGCAAGGGCAGCCGAUGCAGGUGCUCCACAUCAAUCUCGACCAGCCGGCCAUCUCGCAGGCCGACCUGGUGGCCCAAGCCGGCGGCAGCAUUUCGGGGAAGAGCUCCCAGCCACAGGUGACCAUGGAGAAGCUGCCCGACCGCUACCACAUCGAGGUCAAGCACGACGGCCAGCCACCGAGCCACGUUCCACCUCCGCCGCACCUGCUGUCGGAGGGCGUCAUCUACAGCGAACUCUCGCUGCAUCCCAACGUCCUGCAGAUAAGCAGCAGCCAGUUUCUUCCACAGAAUCCCAAGGCGGCGGGAAGCAUCACACAGGGCUAUGCACCCGGACGGGGUGGAUCCGCCCACGAACAGCAGCUGGCGCGGCAGCAGUUGGCCAUGCUGCCCGGCCAGCCGGGAGCUCCGUCGGGAUCGGUCUCCGGAUCCGCUCAGCCGCCUCCUGGCCAGCAGAUGCACUACACGCGGCGACUGUACUAGCCUCGGCUGAGGGGUUAGCCCUGCUGCCGCCACGCAACUCACUCACUGAUAUACUUACGAUUUUAAAUGGACACUACACCGACUACGCUUCCCACGUGGAGUCGCACACACGAAAUAAAGCAGACAACUAUGGCGUCCCUAUUUUCCAAAACAUUAAAA